CCGCCCCCUCUUCAGUGCAGACCCUCCCCGUCCCUUCUGUCACCUCACAGUAGUCGUUGCCGGUAGCGGGUGCUGGGGCGCGAGCAGCGCAGGGCCGCCUGUCCCCCGCCCCCCAGGCCGGGCCCGGGCUCGGUUCCCACCCCGCUCCCACCUCUCCACAACCCCGUCGGGUACGGGAAGGUCCCAGCUGCUGCCGGGUCCCCGAGGGCCGUCGUGGCCGCCGCCACGGGUCCCCAUGGAGCCGCCGCAUCUGUAUCCGGUGAAGCUCUACGUGUACGACCUGUCCAAGGGCCUGGCCCGGCGGCUUAGCCCCAUCAUGCUGGGAAAACAACUGGAAGGCAUCUGGCAUACCUCCAUAGUUGUGCACAAGGAUGAGUUCUUCUUUGGCAGUGGCGGAAUCUCCAGCUGUCCCCCGGGAGGGACGUUGCUUGGGCCACCAGACUCUGUGGUUGAUGUGGGGAGCACCGAAGUGACAGAAGAAAUCUUCCUGGAGUACCUGUCCUCUCUGGGGGAGUCUCUGUUCCGAGGUGAAGCCUACAACCUCUUUGAACACAACUGUAACACCUUUAGCAACGAAGUGGCACAGUUCCUGACCGGGCGGAAGAUCCCGUCUUACAUCACCGACCUGCCCUCUGAAGUCCUCUCCACGCCCUUCGGACAAGCUCUCCGGCCCCUCCUGGACUCCAUCCAGAUCCAGCCCCCCGGAGGGAACACGGUGGGCAGACCCAACGGCCAGAGCUAACCGGACUGCUCGGGACCGCCCGCCUGCCCACCUGCCCUGCAGGGCUUUUCCUUUUUAAACAAAACAAACCCUACCAAAUUUCUAUUUUAUAAUUUUACAUCAGAGCUAACAACCAGGGGACGGCUUUUUAAAUUUCCCAGGGAAGGAGAUCAUCAGGCUGCAUAGGACAAUGCUGCUAAGAAACGGAACAAAAUGCCCCCCUUCUAAUAGUAUUACACUAAUUUAUUAAGGCUGUCUUGUCUGUGAGUUCACUUUUGACGCUGUUUCUGAAGCGUCCUCCACCCUGGAGAAAGGGAAGGGUUGUUUCAGCAGUAGUCAAGAGGGGCAGUUUGGGGAAGCCCCAACCUAGAACCUCUUUCCAGAGACUAUCCAUGCCCCACCCAGGUUGCCACACCUGUGGGACCAAGGAGUUCUCCAACACCCGUGACCCGGAAGCAGUCACUCAGCAUUACAUGAACCAAAGGGUGUGGUGCACUUGGGGCCAGUUGCAGGGUGACUAACCGAACCUCAGUGAGCUCUUUCACCAGACCUCUGUCACUUUCCCUUCCCUGCCACAAGCAUGGGGCCACGGCUACAGCAACCACACUCGGAAUCAGAGAGAGUGACAGCCAGUACCAGGCCAGAGACACAGGAUAAAGCCAUUCCUCUCCCCACCCAGACUGCUGCCGUCCUCUGCCAUCGAUUUGGGAAAGCUGCCUUGCUGCGUGCCGGUAAGGCUGCCAUUCCUGAACUUAUCGGACCUGUCACAGUGGACGGGGGCUGGGCCACAGCCUCAGAGACCCAGGGCUUCUGUCUACAAAGAAACCGCACCCAGCACCGUAUGCAGCAUUCAGUUAGGGACCGAGGGGACACAAGUCCCAGCUAGGGGAUGUAGAGAGAAUAUGAUGCAGAAUCAAGGUAGCAAGAAAAUUUCAUUGUUUCCUAUAGGACUUUUCCGUUAACCUGAAUGUGUUGUGGCACACAUUUCCAUUGUCAUUCUGGCUUUAAGGAGGUGCCAUUGGGGUGUGAGUGGGCAUUUUCCUGGUGACUUGCUGCUGAGGUUGUAGACAGCAAUCCGGAAGUGGUGGAUCUGGGCCACCUUUCAGACUCCGUUUCACAUGAGCUCCCAUGGGUUAUUUAGGGGACAGCGUGGGUGGGGCUCAGAGCUGCCAGGUGCCUGGCUCUUGGCUCUGCUGCCUGCGCCCUCCUGCCAUGGCUCCCUGCCCCCUCUAAAACUUGAGUCUGUCUGCUCCUUCCGGGACAGGGCCCUUUCCUCCCUGAAGUCUGCUCACCCCAGCCCUGCCCCUGCUGUCUUUGCCAUUAGCCAUAGCAGUUGGCAUCAUCAGGGUCCCAGCUAGAGGGAAAGAUGUCAUUCUGCCUUGGUGUCUGCCUGUGACCUGACCAGGGGCGUGUCCAGCUGGUAUCAAGUAGCAUUUUAGAAUUUAAGACCAGGCCAAUUGAGAGGUUUAGUUCUCAGACUCAAUGUAUGUAGCAGUGAUAAAUAAGAACAGAAAGCAGCAGGGAUUGCUUGAGGCUAAGCUACGGGUGGCUUCAAGGAGGAUGGGUGUCAGGGCCUGGGUGUCUUCCGGGAGGGUGGCCGGUUGGCCUGGGCCACUGCGCAGCAUCUUACCAGUGUCCCCUCUCCCCAUCUGCCUGAAACGCUCAUCUCCACCCAGAGGGUACUGAGCCUUUCUCCUGCCCCAUAUGCGGGCUCAGCCGGCUUUGCUCCUCCCAGCGGGCACCUUCAGACCCAGGGCUGUUCUGAGUUCUGAGUGACUCCUGCAGGGAAUUACGGUCACUUGAUUCCUUGAACGCUGCCCUUCCUGCCCAGCAGCCAUUUGUGCCAAUGCCUGUGCCCUGGAUCAGUGAGAGACGGAGGGGUUGGCAAGCGGUGAGCCAAGCUCGUGGGGAGGUGAGCUGUCCUCCCCCAUGCGAGUCCUGCCCCCCGCAGGGCAGAAGCCAGGCCUGGGCUAGGCCUCCCACCCCAUCCCUCAUUUCCGUCCAUCCCAGAGCCUCAGGAGCGCGCUGGGGACCAGCCAGCUCCGCGUGGGUGCACUUGUGACACGUAGUGGGUGCCUCUUAGAGGUGCACUGCUGUAGAGGAACAGGGAAAGAGGAGGGAUGUGACCAUCACCCUCUCCCAGAACUAAAGCUCGUACCUUUGAGAUUGCAUUAUGCCCUUGAAGUCAGGCUGAUAAUUGUGUCUCAUACGGAGGUGUUUGCUAGUUUUCAUUGGUGUUUUUCUAAUGCAAUAAACUCAUUUCCGCCUGCUG
Chinchilla lanigera (long-tailed chinchilla) is the source of this 2993-nucleotide messenger RNA. RefSeq names its product desumoylating isopeptidase 1 (gene Desi1). The coding region runs from base 236 to 742 and encodes 168 amino acids. Gene Ontology annotation, molecular function: peptidase activity. The transcript is spliced from 6 exons. The record is from RefSeq and is a predicted model, not a curated record. Lineage: Eukaryota; Metazoa; Chordata; Mammalia; Rodentia; Chinchillidae. Gene Ontology annotation, biological process: protein modification by small protein removal.